CUCUGAGGGCCGUUGUUCAGUGCGGGGUCUGACAGAGGAGGCUCCGUGUCUGCAGCUAGUGUGUCAACUCAGCGUUUCUCCUCUCGUCCCUGGUGAGGUGUAGCGGCGGCACGCGGCUGGAGAUCCCCUGUGGCCUCCAGUUUAGGAAGGGUCCAGCAUCCCAAGGGAGGGGUGUGUGGGCGAGGGGUCUCUGGGCCCGGGGUCGCGGCUGUGAGGAGAGGCUGCCCGCGCGGCGGCAUCUUAGGCACCUGGAGGAGGCCGCGCUUUCUCCUCAGGGAACCGGCGCCUUGGCAGCCCCCGGCGACGCCGCCCCCUUCGCGGCCUAGGUUGGUCUGGGGAGCCGGGAAGCGGGCGUCGUCCGCAGCGCCGCUGUGGCCACCGCGUCCCGGGCGGAGCUGGGCUCGGUGCCGGCCUGGGCCUAGAGCCCGAGCCUCGAGCUGCCGGCGUGGGGGGUCGCAAGUGGCCUAAUGCGGCCUCGAGGCCGAAGGACCCGAGUCUGAACUCGCACUCCGACCUACUGGUGCUGCGGAAAACUCAGGUGACCUUCCGCUUUCGCAGCCUGUAAAGUGGGGACCAAGACUUUCACCUCUUAGGAUUGUAGUCGGGAUUAAAAGAUUUUCCCGAUAAGCGUUUGGCAACUGCUAUUAUUUGAGAAGCCGCUUACUUUUUCACUCCCCAUCACCGACCUUCCUGGGGAAGGGGGCUAUUGGAAACUGCCUUGGGGUAUCUGGACCCGGCAGUGGAAGCUCCGCCGCCUCGGGCAGAGGGACGGUCCCCUCUGCGGACCAGAGAGAUCUAGCUGACCCCGAACAGGCCCCUUAUAAGCUUGAAGACUUUUUUCUGUGCCUCAACUCUUCCGUGCAUUCGCCCGUAUCCUUGACCCUUUGAAGUACUGUCAGUCCUCUGCCUGAAGAAUCUGAGGCCCAGAGAGGUUAAAUCUGGCAGAACCAGCCAGAACUUGACCCCCAGAGGGGGACCCCUGCAGGCCACCCCCAGUCUCCUUGCAUCUAGAAAAGCAAGCACCUGCUACAUCUGAGCUCUGGCCUUAGAGUUGGCCACUUAGUGGGCUGGAAUAGAGCACACCUGAAAUCAGUCGGACAGCCUUCCUUAGUUGCCAUUUCAUAUCAGAGUGAAUAUCUUUUUUUUUUUUUUUUUUUUUGAGAUGGAGUCACCUUCUGUUGUUCAGGUUGGAGUGAAAGUGGCGAGAUCUCAGCUCACUGCAGCCUCCGCCUCCUGGGUUUAAGUGAUUCUCUUGCCUCAGCCUCCUGAGUAGCUGGGAUACAGACGCCCGUCACCACGCCCAACUAAUUUUUGUAUUUUUAGUAGAGACUUGGUUUUGCCAUGUUGGCCAGGCAGGUCUCGAACCCCAGACCUCCAGUGAUCCGCCCACCUCGCCCUCCCAAAGUGCUGGGAUUACAGGCGUGAGCUGCCGCGCCCAGCCCAGAAUGGGUGUCUUGAAUUAUGUCAUUCCCUAGUUUAAAGCCCUUCAGUGGUUUACCAUUGAGCUUGGAAUCGAAUCCAAUAUUCUCUGUCUUAUAUGACAAGAGCUUCUUGAGUCAUUCCCCUUUUUUAUUAUGCUCUUCCAGAUCUGCCUUUACUUUCUCUUUCAUUGCUUUUAGGCCUUUUGCCCUUCCCACUGCCCGGGUGGAUUUUCUCCCAUUCCCAUCCUCCAUCUUUGUCUUUUCAUGGUUGGCUCUUGUACUUCAGUUCUUAAUUUAAAUGUCAUCUCCCCAGAAAGUUCUUCCCUGACCACUCUUAUCUACCUAAAGUAGAUUUGCCUCUACUCCACCCCCAUUUAUUUGUCAGUAUACUUUUCCAUCACAAUACUCACCUUAAGUUUUAUGUAUUUUUUUGCUUAUUGUUUUUCUCUACCACUAAAUUGCUUUAUCAGACACUAUAUUUCCUUAUUUUGUAAAGUAUUUUUAGUGCCAGGGCACAGUGGCACACAGUGUGGUCUUCUUUUUCUUUGAGACAGGGUCUCACUCUGUCACCCAGGCUGGAGUGCAGUGGUGUGAUCACAACUCACUCACUGUAACCUCGACCUCCUGGGCUCAAGUCUCCCAAGUAGCUGAGAUUACAGGCAUGUGCCACCAUACCCACCUAAUUUUUUUUUUUUUUUUGAGACGGAGUCUUGCUCUGUCGCCCAGGCUGGAGUGCAGUGGUGCAAUCUCGGCUCACUGCAAGCUCUUUUUAGUAGAGACUGGGUUUCACCAUGUUAGCCAGGAUGGUCUCGAUCUCCUGACCUCAUGAUCCGCCUGUCUCGGCUUCCCAAAGUGCUGGGAUUACAGGCAUGAGCCACUGCGCCCGGCUGCUUAUUUUUUAUAGAGACAGGGUCUUACUAUGUUUCCUGGCUGGCCUUGAACUGAGCUCAAGUGAUCCACCCACCCCAGCCUUCCAGAGUGCUGGGAUUACAGGAAGAGCUAAAGAUGGCUGAAUUUCUAGAUGACCAGGAAACUCGACUGUGUGACAACUGCAAAAAAGAAAUUCCUGUGUUUAACUUUACCAUCCAUGAGAUCCACUGUCAAAGGAACAUUGGUAUGUGUCCUAUCUGCAAGGAACCAUUUCCCAAAUCUGACAUGGAGACUCACAUGGCUGCAGAACACUGUCAGGUGACCUGCAAAUGUAACAAGAAGUUGGAGAAGAGGCUGUUAAAGAAGCAUGAGGAGACUGAGUGCCCUUUGCGGCUUGCUGUCUGUCAGCACUGUGAUUUAGAACUUUCCAUUCUCAAACUGAAGGAACAUGAAGAUUAUUGUGGUGCCCGGACGGAAUUAUGUGGCAACUGUGGUCGCAAUGUCCUUGUGAAAGAUCUGAAGACUCACCCUGAAGUUUGUGGGAGAGAGGGGGAGGAAAAGAGAAAUGAGGUUGCCAUACCUCCUAAUGCAUAUGAUGAAUCUUGGGGUCAGGAUGGAAUCUGGAUUGCAUCCCAACUCCUCAGACAAAUUGAGGCUCUGGACCCACCCAUGAGGCUGCCGCGAAGGCCCCUGAGAGCCUUUGAAUCAGAUGUUUUCCACAAUAGAACUACCAACCAAAGGAACAUUACAGCCCAGGUUUUAAUUCAGAAUAAUCUGUGUGCAGCUGACGAGAUCAUGUUGCCUUGUGAAUUUUGUGAGGAGCUCUACCCAGAGGAACUGCUGAUUGACCAUCAGACAAGCUGUAACCCUUCACGUGCCUUACCUUCACUCAAUACUGGCAGCUCUUCCCCCAGAGGGGUGGAGGAACCUGAUAUCAUCUUCCAGAACUUCUUGCAACAGGCUGCAAGUAACCAGUUAGACUCUUUGAUGGGCCUGAGCAAUUCACACCCUGUGGAGGAGAGCAUCAUCAUCCCAUGUGAAUUCUGUGGGGUACAGCUGGAAGAGGAGGUGCUGUUCCAUCACCAGGACCAGUGUGACCAACGCCCAGCCACAGCAACCAACCACGUGACAGAGGGGAUUCCUAGACUGGAUUCCCAGCCUCAAGAGACCUCACCAGAGCUGCCCAGGAGGCGUGUCAGACACCAGGGAGACCUGUCUUCUGGUUACCUGGAUGAUAUUAAGCAGGAAACAGCUAAUGGGCCCACCUCCUGUCUGCCUCCCAGCCGACCCAUUAACAAUAUGACAGCUACCUAUAACCAGCUAUCGAGAUCAACAUCAGGCCCCAGACCUGGGUGCCAGCCCAGCCCUCCUCUUGUGCAGAAGCUCAACAACUCAGACAGCCAGGACAUCCGGGGGCGGAAUCGAAACAGCCAGAAUGGGGCCAUAGCCCCUGGGCACGUUUCAGUGAUUCGCCCUCCUCAAAAUCUCUACCCAGAAAACAUUGUGCCCUCUUUCUCCUGUGGACCUACAGGGAGAUACAGAGCUAGUGGUGGGAGUGAAGGUGGCAGGAAUUCUGGGGUCACCCCUGCAGCUGCCAACUACCACAGCAGAACUGCAAAGGCAAAGCCCUCCAAGCAACAUGGAGCUGGGGAUGCAGAGGAGGAAGAGGAGGAGUAAUGGUAUCUCCAGAGACUUUACAUCGGUUCCUGUAUUCUGUGCACAGCAGCACUUGCUGCCGUGCAGGCCCACCUCUCUGGCUCUUUGGGUGGGAGAGAUUUUCCAGAUUUUAGAUUUUUCUAGGUUAUGGCCAUUUUGUGUCUUUUGAGGUUGUGCUGUGGGGGUUUGGGUUUGAGGGAAGGGAGCAGGGUGGCGGUUGAGGAACGCUUCAGCCUUAGCUGCUACCUUUUGGCAGCAGUGAAAUACAAGCUGCAGCCUCAGCUGCCAGAGCUCCCUUUUGACUUACUGUCGCCACUGCCCCUUGGUGCUGUGUGGUCCCAGUGGAAGGAGGGGAAGAUUUUGGAAACCUGUUAGCCACCAGUAAAGUGAUUCUCUGCCCUGUUGGGGCCUAAAUUUGGGGGCUUUUGGGCAACCUCUCCCUGUACUGCCUCUGUCCACACCCGAUUGGGCCCCAGGUGUGUGUGAGGCUCUGGUAAGGUGCUCAGGCCACUUGCAAUGUCUGUCAGUAACGAGGCUUUUGAUGUGUUGAGCUGGAGGUGAGUGGACUGGGGGCUGUGUUUUAAGCUGCUUCCUUGGCAUUUGGCAUCACUGCCUUCUGUUCCUGGGGGAGCAUGGAUCUUUUGUCCUCACUGCUUUCUAAUGGGGAGGGCUGAGGGCUCCCUGUCCCCACAGGGGUAUGUUGGGCUCUGCCCCAGCCCCAUGCUUGCUCUGAAAACCAAGUGUCAGAGCCCCUUCCCCUUGUUUUUAUGUUACUAUUAUAAUAAUUAUUAACUUCCUUGUAAUAGAAAUAAAGUUUGUACUUGGAGUUCA
Molecule: messenger RNA, 4778 nt
Organism: Symphalangus syndactylus (siamang)
Lineage: Eukaryota; Metazoa; Chordata; Mammalia; Primates; Hylobatidae
Gene: TRAFD1
Product: TRAF-type zinc finger domain containing 1
Biological process (GO): negative regulation of innate immune response
Cellular component (GO): mitochondrion
Source: RefSeq, a predicted model, not a curated record